Molecule: messenger RNA, 4984 nt
Organism: Plectropomus leopardus (leopard coralgrouper)
Lineage: Eukaryota; Metazoa; Chordata; Actinopteri; Perciformes; Serranidae
Gene: xdh
Product: xanthine dehydrogenase
Molecular function (GO): 2 iron, 2 sulfur cluster binding; xanthine dehydrogenase activity; molybdenum ion binding
Source: RefSeq, a predicted model, not a curated record
ACCUCGGCUCUGACCUUUGACCUCAAGGUCUGAGCCGAGCUGUGAAUAAUUAGCCUGAACCAGCGAGUGUUAUCUGAGGUCAAAGGUCACCUCCUGAGUCUGAUCCAAUCACAUCUCGUCUUUUCCCAAACACACGGCCCAUCCUGAGACUCCUGAGCAGUGUUUGUGUCAUGUGACUGAUGUCCCCUGGUGUCUCCUGAGGACUCCUGGACGCAGACUCGGUCCUGUUUUUGGCUCGUGGUGUUUUUUGUUGUUUUCGGGGGGGGGGGCAGGGGGUCCGUGUGAGACAGCAGGUCCCUGAAGGACACACCCCUGAGCGCAGGGUCCUCCCCUGAGCGGAGACGCUCCGGAUCAGUUCACACAGACAACCAGAGGACACAGAGGACAGGAGACAACAGGGACAUGAGCAGGAUCACAGCCGAUACCGAGACCCGGCCCGGGUCCAGGUCCGGGUCCGAUGAGCUCGUCUUCUUCGUCAACGGGAAAAAGAUCGUCGAGAAAAACGUCGACCCGGAGACGACCCUGCUGACCUACCUGAGGAGGACACUGGGUUUAACUGGAACCAAACUGGGCUGUGCUGAGGGCGGAUGUGGAGCCUGCACCGUCAUGCUGUCCAGAUACCAAACACACACCCAGCAGCUGCUUCAUCACGCCGUCAACGCUUGCCUCGCCCCGCUCUGCUCACUGCACCUGGUCGCCGUGACGACCGUGGAGGGCAUCGGCAGCGUGGCAAGAAAGCUACAUCCUGUCCAGGAGCGAAUCGCGCGAGCUCACGGUUCUCAGUGUGGGUUCUGCACUCCGGGGAUCGUCAUGUCCAUGUACGCUCUGCUGAGGAACAACCCCGCGCCCACCAUGGCCCACGUGGAGGAGGCCUUUCAAGGAAAUCUGUGUCGUUGCACCGGAUACAGACCAAUCCUGGAGGGAUACAAGACUUUCACUGUGGAGGGCGGGUGUUGCGGGGGACGGGGGCGGGACAACGGCUGCUGUUUGACCAACGGAGGCGGAGCUAAGGAAAGCUCUGAGGAAGACGAAUCAACGUCUUUAUUUAACGCUGCUGACUUCGCGCCCUUUGACCCCACACAGGAAACCAUCUUCCCUCCCGAACUCGUGUCCCUCACUAAAUGUCAGAGGUCCUCGCUGUGUUUCCAUGGUGACAGAGUGACGUGGCUGCAGCCCGCCAGUCUGGAUGAGUUUCUGCGUCUGAAAUGGGAACAUCCGGACGCCCGGGUGGUGGUGGGGAACACUGAAGUGGGUAUUGAGGUGAAGUUUAAGAACAUGCUGUACCCGCUGAUCCUCGCGCCGACCUUCAUCCCUGAACUGAACUCAGUGACGUACACUGAGGACGGCGUGUCGUUCGGCGCGGCGUGCACACUCAGCAAUGUGGGGACGGUGCUUAAACAGGCGGUGGAGACUCCUCCUCAUCAGACCCAAGUCUUCCUCGCCGUUCUGGAACAGCUGCGCUGGUUUGCUGGAACGCAGAUACGCAACGUGGCGGCAAUUGGUGGAAACAUCAUGACGGCGAGUCCCAUCUCAGACCUGAACCCUGUUUUUAUGGCGGCCGACUGUAAACUCACACUGAGGGACAAAGACGGGACUCGAGUGGUUCGGAUGGACGACGAUUUCUUCACGGGUUACAGGAAGACGACUCUGCACCCACAGGAGGUCCUGAUGUCCAUCCAGAUCCCCUACAGCAAGAAGUCUCAGUUCGUCUCCGCUUUCAAACAGUCUCCUCGUCGGGAGGAUGACAUCAGCAUCGUCACGGCGGCAAUGAGCGUCACCUUUGCUCCGGGCACUGCCAUUGUUCAGGACUUGAGGCUGAGCUACGGCGGUAUGGCGGCCACCACGGUGCUGGCGAAGAAGACGGCGCACAGGCUGCUGGGAAGGCGCUGGGGGGAGGAGCUUCUGAAGGAGGCCUGCUCCUCAUUGGCCAAAGAGAUGACCCUCGACCCUUCUGCGCCGGGUGGCAUGGUGACGUACCGGCGGACUUUGGCCCUGAGCCUCUUCUACAAGUUCUACCUGACGACGCUGACCAAUCUCAGACAGCAGGGUGUGGACGUGGACGUGGUGGGGACAGACUGUCUCAGCGCCACACAGAUUUACCGUGCAGAGACUCCGUCCAGCAUUCAGAUCUACCAGGUGGUGCCCGAGGGGCGGGGCCAGGAUGAUGUUGUGGGCUGUCCCAUGAUGCACCUGUCCGCUCUGAAGCAGGCGACGGGAGAGGCCGUUUAUUGCGACGACAUCCCGCGAUACGAAAAUGAGCUCUACCUAUCGCUCGUCACCAGCAGCAAAGCACACGCCCGCAUCCUCUCUAUAGAUUCCUCAGAGGCGGAGCGUUUACCUGGAGUUGUCGGUUGUGUGUUUGCCACCGACCUCCCUGGCAGUAAUGCCACUGGACCUGUCCAGUACGACGAGACCGUCCUCGCCGACGGCCAGGUGACGUGUGUGGGUCACAUCAUCGGCGCCGUGGUUGCCGACACGCAACUGCACGCUCAGAGAGCCGCCAGAGCUGUCAAGAUCGAGUACGAAGAGCUGCCCCCGCUCGUGACCAUCCAGGAAGCCAUUGCCGCCCAGUCCUUCUAUCAGCCAAUCAGAACCAUCCAGAGCGGAGACCUGGAGGCGGGCUUUAAACAGGCCGACCAUAUCCUGGAGGGUGAGAUGCACAUCGGUGGUCAGGAACAUUUCUACCUGGAGACAAAUGUGACGCUGGCUGUCCCCCGAGGAGAAGACGGAGAGAUGGAGCUGUUUGUUUCUACCCAGUCCGCCUCCAAAACACAGUCUCUGGUGGCGAAGGCAUUGGGCGUCCCCGCCAACAGGGUGGUGGUCCGUGUGAAGAGGAUGGGUGGCGGCUUCGGGGGGAAGGAGAGCCGGUCUACCGUUCUGUCCACUGUGCUCGCUGUGGCUGCAAACAAGCUGAAGAGACCUGUGAGGUGCAUGUUGGACAGAGAUGAGGACAUGUUGGUCACUGGAGGACGACACCCCUUCUAUGGGAAAUACAAAGUGGGCUUUCUGAGCAGCGGUAAGGUCGUGGCGUUGGACGUGUCAUACUACAGUAACGUGGGGAACUCGUUGGACCUCUCUCUGUCGGUCAUGGAGCGCGCUCUGUUCCACAUGGAGAACUCGUACAGCGUGGCGAACGUGCGCGGCCGCGGUUUCCUGUGCCGCACCAACCUGCCGUCCAACACGGCGUUCCGAGGCUUCGGGGGGCCUCAGGGCAUGAUGGUGGCUGAGAGCUGGAUGGCGGACGUGGCUCAGAGCGUCGGGAGGCCGGCAGAGGAGGUCCGCCGGUUGAACCUGUACAUGGAAGCAGAGUCGACGCCCUACAACCAGGUCCUGGGUCAGUUCACCCUGGACCGCUGCUGGGACGAGUGUCUGUCCCGCUCUGUAUACCAGCAGCGCCGCGCCGCCGUCGACCUCUACAACAGACAGAACAGGUGGACCAAACGAGGCCUCGCCAUCAUCCCCACCAAGUUCGGCAUCAGCUUCACCGCCGUCUUCCUCAACCAGGCUGGAGCUCUGGUUCAUAUCUACACCGACGGCUCUGUCCUGCUGACCCACGGGGGGACGGAGAUGGGACAAGGACUCCACACCAAGAUGGUCCAGGUGGCCAGCAGGGUUCUGGGUGUCCCCUGUUCAAAGAUCCACAUCUCAGAGACCAGCACCAGCACGGUCCCCAACACCAGCCCCACUGCCGCCUCCGCCUCCUCCGACCUCAACGGAGCCGCCGUGCAGAACGCCUGCGAGGUCCUCGCCAACCGUCUGCAGCCGUACAGGAUCAAGAACCCCAAAGGAUCAUGGGAGGACUGGGUCAAAGCAGCGUACCUGGACAGAGUCAACCUCAGUGCCAACGGCUUCUACAGGACUCCAGAUCUGGGUUAUGACUUUGAGUCAAACUCGGGCCGAGCGUUCCACUACUUCAGCUACGGCGUGGCGUGCUCGGAGGUGGAGAUCGACUGUCUGACCGGAGCUCACCAGAACCUGAGCACCACCAUCGUGAUGGACGUCGGCUGCAGCCUCAACCCUGCCAUCGACAUCGGACAGGUGGAGGGGGCCUUCAUGCAGGGCCUGGGUCUCUUCACCCUGGAGGAGCUUCAUUACUCCCCACAGGGCGUCCUCCUCACUCGAGGUCCUGGUUCCUAUAAGAUCCCGGCUUUCGGUGAUAUUCCCGCCAAACUCACCGUCUCGCUGCUCCGCGACGCGCCAAACGACAAGGCCAUCUUCGCCUCCAAGGCUGUCGGCGAGCCUCCUCUCUUUCUUGCAUCCUCGGUUUUCUUCGCAAUCAAAGACGCCAUCGUGGCCGCCCGGGCGGAGUCAGGCGUCAGCGGUCCCUUCAGACUGGACAGCCCCGCCUCCGCCGAGAGGAUCCGCAACGCCUGCACGGACCAAUUCACCAAACUGUGUCCUCCUGCAGAACCUGGAACCUUCACCCCCUGGUCUGUCCAGGUCUAGGACUGGACGACACGUCCACAGUUGGAGAAUCUGUUCGCCGACAAAACUACACAAACAAAAUAAGAACGUUUUUCUCCGUGCACAGUUCAGUCCCCGAUUGUCCUUCGCUGCCGAAUCAGGACCUCAGAGACAGCUCCAGGUGUGUCCACAUGGUGGUCUCCAUGGUGAUGGGCAGCACUUCAGCAUUUAUUCAUCAAUGACACACCUGUCUUUGUUUCUAUGACAACAUCCUGAGAUCAGCAUUAGCUCCUCUGUCUCUGUCAACUUCAACUUUUUAUUUGUCCCCAAAGGGCAAUUGGUUUUGCAGCAAGGCAUAAAAGGACAUCGAAAAAGUACAAAAGACAAAGACGAGGUAACAGACGCUGAAGAUAGCAGCACUCGAGACACAACAGUGAUCCCUGACUGACGACCCUAGUCGCUACAUUACACACAACAAUCAGGUGCUGAGUCAACAUGAAAUUCAAACAUGUCACUGAUAAUUAUCACCAAUGAUAAAAGUCGUCGUGAACAACAUCAGCGGCUGAACGUCAGCGGCUGA